UCGGUAACAUCCGGGGUUUGGACAGGAUGAACGCCAAUUUCCAAGAUGGCGGCGGAGGGAGGAGGGAAGGAGAUGAACGAAAUUAAAACUCAAUUCACUACACGAGAAGGCGUCUAUAAACUCCUCACUCACUCCGAAUACAGCCGCCCAAACAGGGUGCCUUUUAACUCGCAGGGCUCCAACCCCGUAAAAGUCUCCUUCGUCAACGUGAACGACCAGUCCGGUAACGGCGACAGAAUCUGUUUCAAUGUGGGCCGGGAACUGUACUUUUAUAUCUACAAAGGCGUGAGAAAGGCCGCUGACCUUAGUAAGCCCAUAGACAAGAGGAUAUACAAAGGAACGCAGCCCACGUGUCAUGAUUUCAACCCCCUCACAGCCACAGCGGAGAGCGUCUCCUUGCUUGUGGGCUUCUCAGCUGGCCAGGUGCAGCUCAUCGACCCAAUUAAGAAAGAAACCAGCAAGCUCUUCAACGAGGAGAGACUGAUAGACAAGUCACGGGUAACAUGUGUGCGAUGGGUUCCUGGCUCAGAGAGCCUGUUUCUGGUGGCUCACUCCAGCGGCAGCAUGUACCUGUACAACGUGGAACAUACCUGCGGCACAACACCCCCCCACUACCAGCUCCUGAAGCAAGGUGAUAACUAUGCUGUGCACACUUGCAAAAGCAAGUCAGCCCGCAACCCCUUACUCCGCUGGACGGUGGGUGAGGGAGCACUCAACGAGUUUGCUUUUUCCCCGGACGGCAAGUUUCUGGCUUGUGCCAGCCAGGAUGGCUUCCUGCGGGUGUUUGGCUUUGAUGCCGCUGAGCUCCAUGGAACCAUGAAGAGCUACUUUGGUGGCUUAUUGUGCGUGUGCUGGAGCCCCGAUGGACGAUAUAUUGUGGCAGGAGGGGAGGACGACCUGGUGACAGUGUGGUCAUUUUCAGACUGCAGGGUGAUCGCACGGGGGCACGGCCACAAGUCGUGGGUGAGUGUGGUGGCAUUUGACCACUGCACUACCAGUGUGGAGGAUGGUGACCCCCCUGCUGAGUUCAGUGGUAGUGAUGAGGACUUCCAUGAGCAGAUUCACUUUGGAGGGGGCAGAGACAGAGCCAACAGCGCUCACUCUCGGCUUUCUAAGAGGAACUCUACAGAUGGUAGGCCUGUUAGUGUGACCUACCGCUUUGGUUCAGUGGGCCAGGAUACCCAGCUGUGUCUGUGGGACCUUACAGAGGACAUUCUUUUCCCACACCUUCCUCUCUCCCGCACCAGGACUCACACUAAUGUUAUGAGUGCCACAAGCCCUCCUGUCACUGGGCAAGCUACUACUGCUAUCACCACCACCUCCAAUCCCAGUGGCACCAAUGGCAACAGUAGUGUAAGCAGUAGUAGCAGUAGUGGCAACCCAGCUAACUCCCUCCCCAGCACCCUGCCUCGGUCUAACAGCUUGCCACACUCCUCCAACCCAGCAGGGGGCAGCACCCCAAACAGUCACACUGGCAGCAGCAGCAACAGCAGUGCCAAGGGCAGCAGCAUCAUAGACAGUGCUUUCAUCGCCACUGGCGUCAGCAAGUUUGCCACGUUGUCACUACAUGACUCACGCAAAGAGCGACACGAAAAGGACCACAAGCGCAACCACAGUAUGGGUCACAUCAGCAGCAAGAGCAGCGACAAGCUUAACCAGCUGAGCUCUUCACGGACAGCAAAAGCCGACGCAGCUAAGACUCUGGGCACUACGCUGUGCCCACGCAUGGAGGACGUGCCCCUGCUUGAGCCACUAGUGUGCAAGAAGAUCGCUCACGAGAGACUCACUGUGUUAAUCUUCCUGGAGGACUGUCUGGUCACAGCCUGUCAGGAGGGUUUCAUUUGCACAUGGGCUAGGCCAGGGAAAGUGGGAUUACUAUCAUCUCAAACAACCCGGCCAACUCUCCCAGUGGAACAGUAGUAUAGCCUCGGUGCUGGUGCUGCUAACAACAGCUCCAUGCCACAGAGACAGGGAUGACCAAGGCCAAGGCCCUGCAGCGCUGCACCUCACACCAUCAUCACUACCGUGUCAUCUUCAUUCCUAUCACUACAGCCAAUCGGACACUCUUUUUUGUUACCACUCAUCCUGAGAAAACUGAUGAUGGCCAAGCCAGGGUAGAAACUAAACCCCAUUGUGUAGGGGGGGAAACGGGGUGCUGUGGAAGUAAGAGGGCAAGCUUGAAAUUGUCCAGGAGGUUUAGAGGAGAAGUUGGCUGGCUCUUUACUGUGUCCCAUCUGUGGCCAUAUCAAGGCUUCAUCUAGUCUGAAAAUAAACACUAGUACCCUUUCCUUUGUGCCUGUAGAUCUCAGAAGACCAGACAAGGUGUAAGCAGUAUGGUCACAGCUCUACCUAACCUUUUGAUGUGUGUGGGGACAAUUUAGACAUAUUUGCUACACCUGCAAUAUCUUCUCCAGCUGUAUUUGCAGAGAAUAAAGGGAAUAGGAUGAGGGAUCGUUUGGGAGUUGGUGCAUCUCCCCACUGUGGCAACUUGUUCCAUUUUCCCUCCUGGGCAGUCCCUUGUGCAUCCACAGUCUCCCCCCUCAUUCACAGCAAAGGAAGAGUGGAGCGUUUAGCUCCCUUCACAAAGUAAAGCUUUUAAACCUAAUUGGAGGUAUCACAGAUUGAGUAUUUUUGCACAGAUUUUUGUUUUUCUUUCAUUCGCUCUGUCUUGUUUUCUUGUUUUCCCAUUCAUUUUGUAUUCAUGAUGACGGUGGAACACGAGGAUUUUUUCAAAGACAGCUUUGGAAGCACUUGGGAAACAGCUUGUCAUUACCCUCUGUCUCAACGCUGGAUGCUGCAAUCAUAGUUUUUUUUUUUUUUUUUUUUUUUUUUUUUUAAAUAAAAAAAAGAAAGUUGUUUGCACUUAAUAGUUUGUUAGAGGAGAAUGGCUUUACAAUUUUGGAGUGUGUAAGGACUCCCUGACAAGGUUGUUGAAAUAUAAAUAGAAUUAAAAAACCUUUGUAUCUAUUGAACAUUUAUUUUAAUAUUGUUUCAGAUUAAAUGGGCUGUGUAUUAUAUGUAAAUAUUGUACUUCAAUGAUUUAUGGGUGAAAUGAUCAUUAUUACAUUAGUUCAAAGAUCCUCAUUUCAGAAAAUAGUGAUAUUUCUAAUACAGAAAAUAUAUACAUAAUAUUAAAUUGAAUCUUGAAUAUGCAGGUUAAAUGUUUCUUUUCUGUUGUACAUAAAGAGAAUUCAGGUGUAUUUUUAUUAAUGAAAUGUUUGGUAUAGGAAACGUCUAUGAAAUCCUCUUAUCUAACAGGUAGUGCUGAAUGCUAGCAAGCCUGUCGCUGCAGAUUUCCUUUACGACACAGGCAGGUAGGCGCAGACGCAGCGGUCUAAUUCAGCCAUCACUCAGAGCUCAGGUAAACCACAGGAAGACUAACGCUGGCAUAGCUCCCUCACCCAUUAGCACCAGGCCCAUCCAUCACCAUCUGUGUGAAUUCACUUUAACUAACGAACAAGACUGAUCCAGUGUUGUUAACACGGCCGGGGCGUGGAAUCUGUGACCCCUGUUAUUAGUGAGUAAUAACGACUGGACUAAUGCUCAACUUGUGAACAGACAAUAGACACUGUGUUGAUUACAAAUUCAUAAAUGUAAGUGCUUGAUGAUGGUAUGAGUGCUUGAGGUGAGGGUGUUCUUGAAGCACCCACAAGGAAGAUUGAGGAUUUUAUCAGUGGGAGCCUUUUUCCUCCAUGUGACACCUAUUAAAACAGCUUUGACAGACU
Myripristis murdjan (pinecone soldierfish) is the source of this 3725-nucleotide messenger RNA. RefSeq names its product WD repeat domain 20b (gene wdr20b). NCBI's taxonomy places the organism in Eukaryota, Metazoa, Chordata, Actinopteri, Holocentriformes, Holocentridae. The record is from RefSeq and is a predicted model, not a curated record. Gene Ontology annotation, molecular function: protein binding. The transcript has 4 exons. Bases 46 to 1920 code for a protein of 624 amino acids.